UUGACGUAGAUCCCCUAAAUUUGUGGCUGUGCCAUUUUGUGUCUCGCUCGCGAUUUUAAAGCCUUGACAUUUUACGGUGCGUCUGUUAAACGCUGCGCAUAAACGCCAACUGUCAAAAACUGCCUGAUUUGAAUUCUUCUCCUCAUUUGAAACCCGACGCCGCUGAUGUUUCGGCGCCCGUGUCCUCCAGUAGGUUGUGCGCUGCGGAGUGAUAUUCCAUUGGAACCGACAAUGUGGAGGCUGUGAAAAUGUCUACUUGGGAAAAGAAAUGAUCGCAGUUUCUCCAAGUGAAAGGAAACAAGAGUACCGCAAGAGUUAUGGUCCGCGUUAAAGACGCGAGGUCGGCUUCGUAACGAAAACAAACAAACAACGGAGGCGAGACAGCGAGGAGCGUUUUAUAUUGUCUUCCCUGCGCUUCAUCAAGCCCGCAGACCGGGACGACGGGAGAAGGAUUCUAUCCCUAACUUUGUUUUCCUCUCUCAUACACUGUCGUAUAUCUCGCUGCUGGAUGCUAUACUGCUGACUCCAGUCUGUUGCUGAGACUGUAAAGGCCCAGUGAACAGCAUCAGAGAAUGGCUGCAGUGGAAAACGACAAGGAGCUGAGCGACUUGCUGGAUUUUAGUGCGAUGUUUGAACUUCCAGUUUCGAAUGGAAAGAAUGGGCCGACGACUCUCGCCAGCAGCCAGUUUGGAGGUCCUGGUGUAGAUGAGAGGAGAGGGUCCAGUCCGUGGGGACCAGCGGAGCAGACUAGUCCAUCUUUCAACCAGGGAAGGGUUUUUGAAGAGGGCCUUUACAGUGAGAGAGAAAGUCUGGCCUCUACCCCGGUAUUUGGACCAGGCAUUGCUGGGAAAGCUGAACGAGGGUCAUACUCGUCAUUUGGGACACAGCCUGGUUUUAUGCCAAGUGAGAUACCCCUGCCCAGUCCUGAUAGCCUCUCUCCGCCUUCUGCCAAGUCCAAUUCCCAGUUUUAUUCAUCCUACGAGAGGAAGAGACCCGCACAGGACCUCAGUGCAAAUCCACAGCCAAAAAAGAUCCGUAAGGUUCCUCCUGGCCUCCCCUCCUCAGUUUACCCCACAGCCACAGGAGAGGAUUUUAAUCGGGACGCCACUUGCUUCCCAGCCUCCAAAGCAGGAAAUGUCUACCAAUCAACGUUCUACAUGCAAGAUUCCCACCCGCCCUCUGAUUCUUGGGGCUCUGCCGGGUCGAUGAUUCAGCCUGGCUAUUCUGCCGUGAUGGGGAACUCCCCCCAUCUGGGCCAGCACAGUCCAUUCACUGCCAUCAACCCUCAAGACAGAAUGAAGCGGCAUCCUCUUCCCCUCUCACCCCAAAACUACCCCCUGCAUGGCAGUGAAGUGAACGGAGCUCAUCCCACCAGCUUCCAUGCAGGCUCCAGCAGCUUCGGAGUCCCCAGCCAAACACCUCCCAUCGCUGGCACUGAAACAAUUAUGGCAAAUCGGGGUGCUGUACCAGGAAGUUCGGGUGAUGAAAUUGGAAAAGCCUUGGCAUCAAUUUAUCCUUCAGACCCCAACAGUAACGCUUUCCCUCCAUCGCCGUCUACUCCCUCCGGUUCACCACAGGCUGUAUCAGGUUCUGCAUCACAGUGGACUCGGUCCUCAGGCCAGGCCACCCCUUCACCUAACUUUGAGGGAGGAAUUCAGUCCAUGCAGAGUAAACUGGAGGACCGUCUGGACGAAGCCAUCAAUGUCCUCCAGCGGCACGCCAGUGGACAGGGAGGGCCAGGACUUGCAGAAAUGCACAGCCUGUUGUCGGCUGGCUUAGGGAUCGCACCGGGCUUCAACAGUGCAGCUCUCGGAUUGGCCAGUCGUCUGCAAGGACUGGUUUCCAGCCACCUUGAGGAUUCAGUUGGUCUGCCCUCUAGUGGAGGACUUUUGCAUCACGGCCCUGCAUCUGCUCAUUCAGGGUCUCAGCCGGAUAGUUUUACGGGCCUGCCUGGAAGUGGGAAUCGUUCUGGUGGCACAUCUAUCAAGCGAGAAGAGAAAGAGGACGAUGAGAAUUGCUCAAUUACAGACAAGUCAGAGGACGACAGAAAAGAUCUGAAGGCUCGUCUUCGAACAAGUAGUCUGGAUGAUGAGGAUGACGAUGAAGAUCUGCCGGUGGAGAUAAAGGCUGAGCGGGAGAAAGCACGGAGCCUCGUCUCUUUGACCGACGAGAACCUGACUGCGGAGGAGAAGGAGCAGAGGGAGCGCGAUCGCCGCCUAGCUAACAAUGCCAGGGAGAGAGUGCGAGUUCGCGACAUAAACGAAGCCUUCAGGGAGCUGGGCAGGAUGUGUCAGGUCCACCUGCAGAGCGACAAGGCCCAGACCAAGCUCGUCAUCCUGCAGCAGGCUGUCCAGGUCAUCCUGAGCCUGGAGAAGCAGGUGCGAGAGCGUAAUUUAAACCCAAAAGCCGCCUGCCUCAAGAGGCGAGAGGAGGAGAAGGUUUCGGGGCUGGAGCACCAGCUGCAGCUGGGCGGGGGUCACCCUUCUCUAGGAGGGGAUGGGCAUAACCCCGUGGGUCACAUGUAAUACUCAGUUCCUGUUGAUUGCCCAGCCCUACGAACGAACACGUGGCCUUAUCGAUCAUUGUCGUCCAUCUCAGUGUGUGAUAAUCAUGCAAACACCUCAUUAUAGGUGGCCACAUUCCUGACGAUGAGAACAAAUACAAGAAGCACACGGGACAGAGUAAACAAAUACAACUUUAUUGACUUUUACGUGAAAGUACUUGGAACUGAACACACUGCUUUUGGAGACAGUGGAUAAUGGACAAAAAAAAUGCUCUUAUGAUAAUGUUUGGGGUUUUUUUAGGACAUUGUCAAAAAUUGCUUUACACAUCGGGAGCAAAACUUGUUUGGAUCAAAAAACACUUUUGGAUCAGUUGCUCUGAGUGAAGUUGAGCUUUUUCUUGUUGAGUAGUUUUUGGCAUUCCCAUCAAAAAGAGGUCUUACAUUCUUCACAAGUUGAGAGGGGUGAUUUAUACACCUGACGAUUGAACAAAAAUCUGUUUAAUCAUGUCUUUAUAGUGUGCAGUGUUUGGUCAUGAUGGCUGAAGUACAGAAAAAUGAAGACACUCUGCCUUGCAAAAGCAUUCAAACCCUAUGAACUUCUUCACAUUUGUCACUUUGGAACCACAUUGUUCACGGUGUUUUGUUCAGAUUUUACCUGAGACUAAAGGAAAUAGAAUUUUUUUCCAAGAAAUAUGCAGAGGUGGGUAGAGUUGCCAAAAAAUUGUUCUCGAGCACAACUUCAAUAUUUUUUUUUUUACUUAAGUUGAAGUAAAAAGUAGUCAACCAAAUUUGGUAAUUUGGUAAAAAGACUAGCUAGGUACUGAGUACUUUAAUAAUAAUAAUGUUAAAUCUAAUUUAAGUUGUGAAAUGAUUUAAUAACCGUACAAAAACAUGUGAUGGAUUUAUUUUGAAUAAUAAAGUUUAAAAAAAAAUUAAGAAAAGUCAGUAUUUCAAAUCUCAGUUUUCCACAACCUUACACUUUUGAAACAAAUGGUUUAUGAUUUAUUACAGCUGGUAAUGCAUGGACCCUUUCAAUAACUUUAUUCGAUUUUUUGUUUUCCAAUAGAUAACUCACAACAGAUACAGACUCAUAUGUUCGAGCCUUUAUUUAUGUUAAUUAAGGUGAUUUUCCACUUACAGCUAAUGAAAACAUGACAUUUUAUACUAGAAUAUUACAUCACAGCAAUAGAAACAAUAACACACACUUAAUAAAUUUUCAUAAUCUGACAAACGAGCCUUAUCGCAACAUACUAUCUAAUUUAUUAAAUAUGACUAUACAUGUUAGACCAGUGAAAAGUACUUCGAGUGACAAUACCAACCUACAUGUGGAGGCUGACUGCUUUGCUAUUUUCCAUUGUAAAUCAGCUAUUUGCACUACUAACAUUGCUAUUCUAUGAAAUCCAAAAACAAUGCCCUGAAGUUUGUGAUUGCUGAGUGACAAAAUGGGGAACAAGUUUAAGGGGACGAAAUACUUUUCCGGGACAUUGUACCUGAUCUGUCAGGAGAAGCUGGCUUCUUUUUCUGUUGCUGUUUCAGGCUCUUUUUCUUAACUUUAUUUCAGUGGCUGAGAAGGUUGCCAGAGUCGCUGACUGUGCAUUGGAACUUUGGGUGACUUUUGUUUUCUUGGCCCAGAACUGCAGAGCCCAGAGUCUUUAAUCUCUUUUAAGUCGUGUACAUCUGUUAAGUCACUGCCAUGCAAGUGGAAUGGAAAGACUGCCAGAGGGAGGCCCACCACAGACGCAAACACACACGGAUGUAGGUCUAGACGUUGGACCCAAGCGUCCUUCGCCUCUUUAAAGCCAGCUGCAUCAUCCUGCAUAUAUUCAUAACCUACACAAUGUCACUGUUACGACAUGGUGAACUCAUUUAAGUCUCAGAGCAGUUUGUGUUGUGAUUAAUAACAUUUUGCUUGCAGACAAUUUGCUAAGUAUUGAAAGGGAUCAUGAGUGUUACUGCUACCUUUAAGACAAUUUUCUCUUUUGCCAUUGACUGACAUGUUUUGGUAGCUCUUGUGUUGAGCGUUGGAUGUUCUCAGCACCACCGCCCCCUUAUUGAACAAUUGUGAGGCCUGUUAUAAGGAUCUUCCUGUUGUAGAGUUCAUACUAUAUCUUUGUUUUUGUAUUUUAUUUUUUACGUUGUAAUAUAGUUGUUUUGUUCGGAAUGCUUUUUCCUUUUUUGUUUAUGUUGUUUUAAUGUAAGACAAGGAAGAUUAGAUUCCAUAAACAAAGUGAGCUUUUUUUCUUUGGUGCCAGGUGCUUGGAGAUGUUAGCAAAGACAAAUUAUCCCGCUGUGACAUCACAUGUUGUGAUAUUGGUCCAUUUUUUAAGUAUACACUUGUUUGAAAUCACUAAACCUUGUUGGCGAGGUGUAAUUUGCAAAUGUUUUUAUUAUUAUUUUUCAUUUUGAACAAGAAAUGACUGAUUUCUUUCUUUUACACACCUCCCUCUUCCCUAACAUUCAGCCUUACAAUUAGCUUGUUGAUUUAUGUGAUGCAGUGGUAGGGAAAAUUCGGUUUCAUUGUGAUAAGAAAUAGAUAAAUAAAAAUAGAUAAUAGAUUUAUCUAUCUUCAAAUAGAUAAAUAAAAAGAAAAAAGGUGGCCUUAGCCUUUUAUUUUCCUGACUUCAGGAGCUUGGAUAGUGGUUACUCACCAGUGCCUCAUUGCGUCCAGGUGGAUGUUGUUACUUUCAAGGUUUUAUAACUUGUAUCUUCUUGCAAUAAAAAUUAAUACUUUAGUAACAUCUGUCACGUGAGGAAUUACACAGUAGUGUGUAAUGAGAUGUUACCUGACUAGUAACUUGAUCUACAACUUUGAAGCUGAAAAUUGUAUCGAAAUCUCUCCUCUUUCACAUUCUCAUGUUGCUAAGAUUUUUGCCUUAGAUCUGGCCUGUGCAUUGAUGUUUAUGUACAGCUGCAAGAUGGACCCAUGUCAACUUUUAUCACUGGAAGCCAACACUGAUAGGGAACAGUAUUUGUCAUAUUAUCACUCAUCCCGCCCUGUGGACGAGCCUCGUUUACUCAAACAUUUCCCAAGGGAAGAAAAAAAAAGACUUUGUUUAAUUUGGAAAAAACACUUUUAAAGAUUUUGUUUUGUCAGUGGCUAUUUCUGCAGUAACCUUGUCUCAAAAUGUACAAUUGAUAUGUUUGUUAACAAACCCUGUCUGUCCUCAGUGAACAAUGACCUGCCACAGAGUUCUGUCUUCUCAUAUUUGGGGACAUUAUCUAUGUAGGCUAUGUCCUCAAAGUGCCUCCAGUUUCCUAUUUUUUAUAUAUAAAGUAGAUAUUGAGAGCUGUUGUGUAUAUAACAGUGAUGUAGCAAUAAAUGUGCCAUUUUUAAUAA
This is a messenger RNA of Poeciliopsis prolifica (blackstripe livebearer), 5840 nucleotides long. It is a transcript of the gene tcf3a, whose product is annotated as transcription factor 3a. Lineage: Eukaryota; Metazoa; Chordata; Actinopteri; Cyprinodontiformes; Poeciliidae. Gene Ontology annotation, molecular function: protein dimerization activity; RNA polymerase II cis-regulatory region sequence-specific DNA binding; DNA-binding transcription factor activity, RNA polymerase II-specific. The record is from RefSeq and is a predicted model, not a curated record. The transcript has 21 exons. Bases 573 to 2525 code for a protein of 650 amino acids. Gene Ontology annotation, biological process: regulation of transcription by RNA polymerase II. Gene Ontology annotation, cellular component: transcription regulator complex.